AUGGCUCUCGAAGCUCUACUCGAGGACCUCUACUGGGGUGCCGAGGAUGCUCCAUGGCCAGACGAUGCCGUUAGACAUCAAUCACUACAGUUGGCCGAAGAGAUUUUCGAAGACUACACGCGCCUGCAUGAGAUUGUCAUUCGUCACGAGCCGAUCCUUCGCAAGCGUUGGGAGAAGAGGCCACAGGCCAGGCGACGCGAGCUAUUAUUGAGGUUAUGGCCGGACAUGCCCGAUUCGCAUCGUCCCGAUUUCGGUGGUAUUGCAGACCAAAAGCAGGUUCAUUUCCAGAAUUUUCAGUCCGGACUGCUGCCCGAUCGUAUCUUGUGGCCCUAUCUCAACCUCGAAGACCUCACUGAAGCAAAGGCUCUCUUGAUGCUUCUCAACUCGCGGAGCCGAAACUUACCCACCAUGUUUACUGCGACGGAGCAUGAACGCAGUGUCUUUCUGGAGUAUUACCUCGCUAAAGCGGUCUGUCUGCGACCGAAGCAUGAGUGUAUGGUGCUCGACAAAUGGGACAAAGACAAGUAUGGCACGGUUGUUUUCUUCUUGCGCUCACCUCAACCUCCUCCCCGCUUCUGCUACAAGCUCGACUCGAAGACAUGCAACGGGCUCUCCCAGAGAGAUUACGAGGAGCACCUCAAGGAAUUCAGAGAUGAACUGCGGCGGAACGUCACAGAGUCUGGGCUUUCGGACAAGGGACACAAUGUACUCCUGGGGUUCUUCAACCUGUACCUGCAGCGCAGGAUUCUAGAUUUUCUCGUUCACUUCUGCGAGGAAGUUCUCCACGAUCAUGCCCAAGCUUCGUUGACAGACGACCGGUUCGCGAUAGAACCCGAACCUCCUGCGUUGUUCGAGAACGAAGAGAUUUGA
Messenger RNA from Didymosphaeria variabile, 870 nucleotides. RefSeq lists its product as uncharacterized. The transcript is spliced from 2 exons. Bases 1 to 870 code for a protein of 289 amino acids. Lineage: Eukaryota; Fungi; Ascomycota; Dothideomycetes; Pleosporales; Didymosphaeriaceae. The record is from RefSeq and is a predicted model, not a curated record.